AUGUUUCAUUGUUGUGGUGCCGUCAUUGUUUUUGAAGAUGUUCCAUCAGGUGACAGAAUUACUCUUGGAGAGGACCAUGCAUUAUACUGUGUUGUUAGUGGCAUGGUAAACGAAGAACUGAUAUGGUAUAAAGAUGGUAGGCAAAUACAGUUAACAGAAGAUGAAAUACGAAUUUCUAUAGCAAAACGCGAACUAUCUAACGGAAAUUUAUCAACAUUGGUUAUUGACAAUGUAAUGCAAGGUGAUGCUGGGUUGUAUCAAUGCGUCAUUAUAUCACCGAUGUCUGGGUCGGUGUCAAGUAGUUCUCCAGAAGCUGAAUUGCUUAUUCUUUCGCUACCCGCACCAGAAUAUCCUCUUUGUUCUGAGCCUGAUAGUGCUAUUAUUGCAGGAUCAACGGUAGAAUUAACAUGUGUUUCUGAAAGAGUGUUUCCCAAAGUGAGGUUACACUUUACUCGCAACUCUGAACCCGUGAAUACGAGAACAAUGCUCACUGAAACAGGUAACUUAGUAACACUCUCGCUCACAUUACCAACAAAAAAAGAUAAUAAUGGCGAAAUUUAUGAAUGUCACCAAUAUUCAUCUCAAAUUACCAAAAAUCAUGUAUGA
Anneissia japonica is the source of this 606-nucleotide messenger RNA. RefSeq names its product neogenin-like. Gene Ontology annotation, cellular component: external side of plasma membrane. NCBI's taxonomy places the organism in Eukaryota, Metazoa, Echinodermata, Crinoidea, Comatulida, Comatulidae. The transcript has a single exon. The record is from RefSeq and is a predicted model, not a curated record. Bases 1 to 606 code for a protein of 201 amino acids. Gene Ontology annotation, biological process: T cell costimulation; cellular response to lipopolysaccharide; immune response.